CCACUCAUAUUAUUCCAUAAAUCCAGACAUAUUAUACAAGGGAGACAGGAUACAUGUUCUUUUAAGUGGAAGAAUGAACAACUCCCCUCCCACAAAAUCUUAACAAUCUCAGAACAACUCUUCAACAACACCUCUCUCGAAGCUGCGGCCACCCCAGUUUCUGGGUCGACAGAUGCAACCUCGCUCGCCGCUCUCACACCCAACCCACCACUUGUCCUUACUACCAUCAGGAUAUCGUUCGCAAGAACGAUUUGUGUGGGGGAUGCAAGGAGAAUGAGAAGACGAAGAGAUAGGAGAUUAGGAGGCUAG
This is a messenger RNA of Botrytis fragariae, 309 nucleotides long. RefSeq lists its product as uncharacterized. Lineage: Eukaryota; Fungi; Ascomycota; Leotiomycetes; Helotiales; Sclerotiniaceae. The record is from RefSeq and is a predicted model, not a curated record. The transcript is spliced from 2 exons. The annotation marks the transcript as partial.